Diaporthe batatas is the source of this 1472-nucleotide messenger RNA. RefSeq lists its product as uncharacterized. The coding region runs from base 154 to 1365 and encodes 403 amino acids. The transcript has a single exon. NCBI's taxonomy places the organism in Eukaryota, Fungi, Ascomycota, Sordariomycetes, Diaporthales, Diaporthaceae. The record is from RefSeq and is a predicted model, not a curated record.
AUUCAACGACUUCAGGGGUGUUCUCCGCUCCCACUUUAUAAGUUAAAACCCAACAUGGCCCCAUGGCCCCCUGGCCCUCUUUGACGAAUCUUGGACUUUAAACCCCCUCUCUAUACAUUGACCGGAUUCCAAUAUUUUAAAAUCCUUCUCACAAUGGCCCAGACCGCGUUGCCACACCACGGCCGGCCUCAGGUGCCGCAGACGACGGCGGACCUGCUGGAGGAGAUCGCCUCACUGCGCAGGCAGAACGAGGAGCAGCGACGCGAGCUGGAGCACCUGCGGGGUGACGCCGUCGCGUCGCCCACAGGACAGCCCGCCCAGCCCACGACGAUGCACCGGUUCAACGACUUCCCGCCCGAGAUCAGGGAGAUGAUCUGGGAGCGCUCCUUCCCGCAGCAGAUCGUCUGCAACCAGGACACGAUGGCGAAGCGCAUCGUCCCGGUCGACCUGCACGUCCCGGCGGUGGGCCAGGCAUGCCGGGAGUCCCGGCGGAUCGCCUCGUCCAGGAACCACAGCAGGGCGCUCCCGGGCGCCGCCCUGCCCAGCCCCGUCCCGGGGGAGAUGCUGCUGGCGCGCCACAGGAACCCGACGCCGGCGGGCUGGGCGUGGUUCUCGCCGCGCAGCGACGCGGUGGUGGUCGCCUCGGAGGGGUUCGCGGGCGAGGCGCACGGCGCGAACCACGUCCUGGCGCGGGCGGCAGAGCACGUCAUCGUGGAGGACGCGCAGUUCUGGGAGGGCUACUACGACGUCUCGGAGGGCAUAUACCAGAACGGCAUGUACGACCUGGGGCCGGGCGUCCUGCUGGACGACGUCACGAGGUGGGUGCACAGGGUCUACGCGACGGCGCCGCCGUGCUCCGGGGGCGAGGACCACGCCCGCGCCUGCAGGCUGCGGACCGUCGACUUCCGGAUGCGGGAGGCGACGCCGAUACACCCGGGCUCGCCCCCCGAGCUCCUGCGGCGCCUGUUCGGGGACGCCACCUUCAAGGUCGUCGACCUCCGGGACACGGGCGAGUUCCUGCGGGCGGUCUGCCACGAGCGGUCCCAGGGGAUGGACCCUGGCCUCCUCGUCAGGUGCAUCAGCGACCUCGGGAACGCCCUGGAUAUCUACCAGUCCGUGGCCGACAGGUACUUCAGACACCUCGGGCCGUUCGUGCUGAAGGCCCUGGCCGGUGCCCUCUUUGAGGCUUCCAACAAGGGAUCCCCAGAGGGGCAGGGGGGCCUGCCGACGCCGUUCAAGCCCGGCGGCUCCAAGCUGAACAUGGAGGUCGCGUGGGUGAGGGAGCUCAGCGAGCGCCUCACUGUUCGGCCUGUCCACGUCUUUGUCUUGGGGGAGGAUGGGUCGGAGGAUAUGGAGGAGGACUGAGCGGCGGGGACUCUAGCACUCGACAUGUAGCAUACGUCAGGGACAACGGCGGACCACUGCUGGUCAUUUGUGGGGAAUAUGGAGGUUACCUAGGUAUAAUAUACACG